AUGACAAUUAACAACAUUAAGAAUGAAAUUGCAAAAAAGAUUAAUGGUACAGCUAUUGCUAAGUCAUUUUAUGAAAAAAUUAAAACAGAAAUUAUUGAAAAACAAUCUAAAUAUCCAGAAUUUCGUCCUACACUAGCAAUUAUUCAGGUGGGAUCAAUAGAAGAAUCUAACACAUAUAUUCGUAUGAAACGUAAAGCAUCGGAAGAAGCAAAUAUUCAAUUUCAGCAUAUAACAUUUCCUGAAUCAAUUCAACAAAGUGAACUUUUGAAUGAGAUUUUUCGUCUAAAUAAGGAUUUUUGUGUCCAUGGGAUUAUUGUUCAAUUUCCCAUUCCCUCUCAUUUAUCAGAAUCAGCUAUUACUUCUGCUAUAUCACCUUUAAAAGAUGUGGAUGGACUUAAUGUUUUAAAUAUCGGAGAGCUUUCUAAACGGAAUGGAAAACCUUUCUUUAUUCCUUGUACUCCUAAAGCUGUUAUGAGUAUAUUUGAUUCAAUUGGUAUUGAACUUGAGGGUAGAAAUGCAGUUGUUAUUGGACGCAGUAAUAUUGUUGGAAAUCCUAUGAGUUGUCUUCUUCGCAAUGCCAAUGCUACUGUCACUGUCUGUCAUUCAAAAACUAGAAAUAUUAAGGAAGUUUGUAGACAGGCAGACAUUUUGGUAGUUGCUAUCGGACAGCCUGAAUAUAUUAAUGCUGAUUGGGUCAAACCAGGAGCCGUGGUAAUUGAUGUUGGCAUUAAUUAUAAAGAGGAUCCUUCAAGGAAAAGCGGAAAACGUCUUAUCGGAGAUCUGCAUUAUGAAUCGGUUUCAAAGGUUGCAUCUUAUAUAACUCCUGUUCCAGGAGGUGUUGGUCCUAUAACUGUUAGUAUGCUUCUUCAAAAUGUUUUAGAAUCAGCUAAGCGCUUUCAAUCUCUUUCCCAUUCCAAGAUUAUUUCUCCUCUUCCUCUUAAGCCUCUUAAUCCUGUUCCUAAUGAUUUUAUUAUUUCUAAAAGUCAAACACCUAAAAAUAUCCAAACAUUGGCCAAAGAAAUCGGUAUUUUUGAUAACGAACUUGAAAUUUACGGGAAUUAUAAAGCUAAAGUAAGUUUGGAUAUCUUAGAUCGAUUAAAAUAUCGAAAAGAUGGAUAUUAUGUUUGUGUAACUGGAAUUACUCCUACAGCUUUCGGUGAAGGGAAAACUACAGUAUCUGUAGGACUUGCUCAAGCUUUAGGAGCUCAUUGUAAAAAAUUAACUUUUGUUUGUAUUCGUCAACCUUCUCAGGGACCUACUUUUGGCAUCAAAGGCGGCGCAGCAGGAGGCGGCUAUUCUCAAGUUAUUCCAAUGGAUGAACUUAAUCUUCACUUAACUGGAGAUAUUCACGCUGUUACUGCUGCUAAUAAUCUUUUAGCUGCCGCUAUUGAUACUCGUUUUUUUCAUGAAGAAACUCAAAGUAUUAAGGCUCUUUAUUCUAGACUUGUUUCUAAAAAAGAUGGAAAAUGUAAUUUUUCGCCUAUAAUGAAAAAGCGAUUACAAAAAUUGGGAAUAGACAAAACAGAUCCCAAUGAUUUAACUAACGAAGAAAUUGAGAAAUUUGCUAGAUUAAACAUUGAUCCAAAAACUAUUACAUGGCAGCGCGUACUUGAUGUAAAUGACAGGUUUUUACGCAAAAUUACAAUUGGAAAAAAUCCUACAGAAAAAGGAUUAGAAAGAACUUCUGGAUUUGAUAUUUCUGUCGCUAGCGAAUGCAUGGCAGUAUUAGCUCUUGCAAAUGACAUUAAAGACUUGAGAAAAAGACUCGGCGAUAUGAUUGUGGCUACAAGUCAAUCUGGAGACUUUAUUACUGCCGAUGAUAUUGGAGUUGGCGGCGCUAUGGCCGUUCUUAUGAAAGAUGCUAUAAAACCUAACUUAAUGCAAACUAUUGAAGGAACUCCAGUAUUUGUUCAUGCAGGCCCUUUUGCAAAUAUUGCCCAUGGGAAUUCAUCUAUUCUUGCAGACAGAAUUGCCUUGAAACUUACUGGUAUCGAAAAUGAUGAAACACGAGAAAAAGAUGCAGGAUAUGUAAUAACUGAGGCGGGUUUUGGUGCAGAUGCGGGAUUAGAAAAAUUUUUUGAUAUUAAAACUAGAACGUCUGGUUUACAACCAGAUGCAGUUGUUUUAGUAACUACUGUUAGAGCGUUAAAACUUCAUGGAGGCGGUCCAGAAAUUGUUUCCGGAAAACCAUUAGAUAAUGUUUACUUCACUGAAAACCUUGAAUUAGUUAGAAAAGGAUGUUGUAACAUGAUAAGACAUAUUCGAAAUAUUGAAAAAUAUGGUGUACCAAUUAUAGUUGCUAUAAAUAAAUUUCAUAUGGAUACUCAAUCAGAAAUCACUAUUAUCCAAGAAGAAGCCUUAAAAGCAGGUGCAGUAGAUGCUGUAGUUAGUAAUCAAUGGGCAUUGGGUGGAGCCGGUUCAAUUGAACUAGCAAAUGCUGUUCAAUAUGCUUGCCAAAAAGUUCCUAAGAAUUUCAAAUUUUUAUAUGAUUUAAAUACCUCUAUUAUAGAAAAAAUUGAAAUAGUUGCUAAAGAGAUAUAUGGCGCAGAUGGUAUUGAACUAAGCGAACUUUCAAAGGAAAAAAUAAAACAGUAUACUGAAAAAGGAUUUGGAAAUCUUCCUGUUUGCAUUGCUAAAACUCAAUAUUCAUUUUCGCAUGAUCCAAAACUAAAAGGUGCACCUACAGGUUUUAUAAUUCCUAUAAGAGACAUUCGUUUGAAUGCAGGUGCUGGUUUUAUAGUACCAUUACUUGCUGAAAUUACAACAAUUCCUGGACUUCCAACUCGACCGGCAUAUUAUGAUGUCGAUAUUAAUACGGAAACUCAUCAGGUCGAAGGGUUAUUUUAA
Molecule: messenger RNA, 2847 nt
Organism: Pneumocystis murina B123
Lineage: Eukaryota; Fungi; Ascomycota; Pneumocystomycetes; Pneumocystales; Pneumocystaceae
Exons: 11
Coding region: 1-2847 (948 amino acids)
Biological process (GO): tetrahydrofolate interconversion
Cellular component (GO): cytosol
Molecular function (GO): ATP binding; formate-tetrahydrofolate ligase activity; methenyltetrahydrofolate cyclohydrolase activity
Source: RefSeq, a predicted model, not a curated record